AGUUUCGAUUCAAGCAAUAGAAAAUUUACAACUGACACUUUCUCCUAUUUAAGUAAAACUCUAUUUCAAUCUUAUUCUUAGCUUUAAUCUCCUAACCAUGUCGGACAAGUGUGGCAACUGCGACUGCUCUAGCGCCAGCCAGUGUGUGAAGAAGGAAAACCAGUAUAAUCUCGAAAUUGUCGAAACUGAGAAGAGCUACAGCGAGAGCAUCGUGAUGAACGCUGGAGCAGCAGAACAUGAUAGCAAAUGCAAGUGCGGCAGUAGCUGCAGCUGUGUGAACUGCACUUGUGGUCAUUAAUUAGGCCCUACAUACAAACAACAGCAGUUUGUCUAAAACUAUAUGGUGUUUUAAGGAAUAACGGUACCUUGUUAUUAUAUUGUAGUGGAAUAAACUGUGUUGUGCUUGAGUCCUAAUUGCCAAAGUGAAAAUGUAAGGAGUCACUCCAGAGUCUAGACUUUGCGUCUCUUUGGUCAAGUUUGUAACACAACUUGUCAUUGUUAAAUAGACUAUUAAUUAUUAUAGUA
Molecule: messenger RNA, 525 nt
Organism: Nicotiana tabacum (common tobacco)
Lineage: Eukaryota; Viridiplantae; Streptophyta; Magnoliopsida; Solanales; Solanaceae
Product: metallothionein-like protein type 3
Biological process (GO): intracellular copper ion homeostasis
Molecular function (GO): zinc ion binding; copper ion binding
Source: RefSeq, a predicted model, not a curated record